Saxophila tyrrhenica is the source of this 798-nucleotide messenger RNA. RefSeq lists its product as uncharacterized. The coding region runs from base 1 to 798 and encodes 265 amino acids. NCBI's taxonomy places the organism in Eukaryota, Fungi, Ascomycota, Dothideomycetes, Mycosphaerellales, Extremaceae. The record is from RefSeq and is a predicted model, not a curated record. The transcript is spliced from 3 exons.
AUGGAGGACAGAGACUCUAAGAAACAGCCAGGUCUGCAGGUCAUCGGCGCUGGUCUACCAAGGACUGGAACGAACUCGUUGAUGAAAGCUCUUGAGAUACUUGGGUAUGGGCCAUGUCAUCAUACGGAAACCCUCGUUGGCGAAAGCUACCCAUACCGCAACAGUCGGCAAUGGCAAAAGGCGAUGGUGACUGAGGACCGGGAGACGAGGCAGAAGAUUCUACGUGGCCUGUAUGAGAAUGGAGGCUUCAGGUCGGGAUGUGACUACCCAACUGCCCUGUUCGUGGAUGAUCUUGUCCACAUGUACCCUAACGCGAAGUUCAUCCACGGCGUCCGCUCCUCCCCCGCCGCCUGGCGCGCCUCCGUCAACUCAACCAUCGCCCUAACCCACAGCAAAGCCCUCUACUACGCCUGCUAUCUCUUCCCGCCCAUGCGUCUCAAUCUCCAUCCCACCCUCUGCAACGGCCAGAUCUGCGAACGUCGUCGCCAUGGCGGCGUCGAUGUCUUUGAGCCCAGUGAUUCGGUUGAAAUCUACCAUCGUCACAACGACUGGGUGCGAAGAAUCGUGCCUAGGGAGCGGUUGCUGGAGUUCAAUCCGGCGGAUGGGUGGAAGCCGUUGUGUAAGUUUUUGGGGGUGCCAGUGCCGAGGGAUGGGGAGGGGAUGGUGAGGGAGUAUCCCCGGACUAAUGAUAAGGCGCAGUAUAGGAGUAUUUGGCGGGUGCUGAUGGUGAUGGGGUUGAUGUCGUGGGCGGUACUGUUUGGGGCGGUCUAUUGGGCGGUGAGACUUCUUGUGAGAUGA